GUGUUGACUCUCUGCGUCUGUCCAAGCGGAGGUGCCGAAGAAGUCGGUGACACAUUAUGGAAAUCUUUCCCAGGGAUAAUCUCUCUCUCCCGCUGCAAGGCUCAUCGCCAUCCGAUCCGGUGAAACCUGGUCCUCGAUAUGAUCUUUGGAACUCAGUGGUCUUCACCAACUUUGAGCUGAUGGAGAACUCGAGCUUUGCACCACUCCCGGGGCAGGACAAAUACCCGGAGAGGAAAAUAUGGCACGACGCUCCGACAGUACCGACUCCCAGCCGUCUGCCCGUUUUCAGCAACAUAUCCCAGAAAGGACUCGGUGGAGGAUCUCCCUCCAUGAGUCUGAAUCCUUUAUCUAGCGAAGGCUCCAGGGGAUGGGAGGCUUAUGCCUGCCAGUCAUCAUCAUCGUCAUCGUCCACCUCGUCCUUGUCUUCUUCCUCCGUGAAAAUCGAGGUGAUAAUUCGCAAGCCCUCUAAGCCCUUAGAGUCGCUAUUGAAUCGGAAAACUUUCUGAGCGACGAGCUCUGGCUGGCUUCGCGAAAAGAUUCGCAGAUAUCCAUGAGCAGGUUUUGGAAUAGUUCUAAAAUCUUCAUUCAAGUCACGUCUGGCCGCCGACUUGAGCCGUUGUCUCCUGGAGGAC
Molecule: messenger RNA, 632 nt
Organism: Galendromus occidentalis (western predatory mite)
Lineage: Eukaryota; Metazoa; Arthropoda; Arachnida; Mesostigmata; Phytoseiidae
Exons: 2
Coding region: 57-506 (149 amino acids)
Source: RefSeq, a predicted model, not a curated record